AGUCUAAGGCAUGGAAUUGGUAGGGUUUGUCACGAUGGCGGAAGAACCACAAUACGCCCUAAAACGCAAAUACGAAGACCAACCCACCGCCACUGACAUUCAACUCGAAGUCGCAAACGCUAAACAGAAAGCUCAAGAAGCCGCCGCUCGGCUCCUCAGUGUCACCGGCGGCGCUCCUCCACUUUCCUUCGAUCCUAAACGUUCCAAGUCCGAUAAUGGUGCUCCUCAAUCUGGCUUCGAUUCUUACGAUUUGAAGCCGCAAUAUUCAGCUGGUUCUUAUGGUGGUUCUAGUAAGAAGAUUGAGAUACCUAAUGGUAGGGUUGGGGUUCUUAUUGGGAAAGGAGGUGAGACUAUUAAGUAUCUUCAGUUGCAGUCUGGGGCUAAGAUUCAGGUUACUCGUGAUAUGGAUGCGGAUCCUAAUUCUACUACGAGGAUGGUUGAGCUUAUGGGUACUUCUGAUGCUGUUGCUUCUGCUGAGAAACUUAUCAAUGAAGUCCUUGCUGAGGCUGAAGCCGGGGCUUCUGCCGGUGGUGGUACUAGACGGAUGGCUGCACAAUCUGGGGGUGAUGAAUUUUCGAUGCAAAUCCCAAACAAUAAGGUCGGCCUUAUAAUUGGUAAAGGAGGAGAAACAAUUAAGAGUAUGCAAGCUUCUACUGGAGCACGGAUUCAGAUUACUUUUAAUGUUAAACACCAAUUGCGAAUGGAAGAUCGAAUUUGGAUCCAACUCCAAUCCGGCUCAGAAUUCCGGUGCGGUGGAUUUUUAGAGAAUCGCAGGUAUUAGCUUCUCUUCCUCUUG
Lathyrus oleraceus (garden pea) is the source of this 796-nucleotide messenger RNA. RefSeq lists its product as uncharacterized. The coding region runs from base 11 to 781 and encodes 256 amino acids. The transcript has 4 exons. NCBI's taxonomy places the organism in Eukaryota, Viridiplantae, Streptophyta, Magnoliopsida, Fabales, Fabaceae. Gene Ontology annotation, molecular function: RNA binding. The record is from RefSeq and is a predicted model, not a curated record.